Messenger RNA from Halichondria panicea, 2065 nucleotides. Its product is annotated as transmembrane 9 superfamily member 3-like. NCBI's taxonomy places the organism in Eukaryota, Metazoa, Porifera, Demospongiae, Suberitida, Halichondriidae. The transcript is spliced from 17 exons. The coding region runs from base 182 to 1933 and encodes 583 amino acids. Gene Ontology annotation, biological process: protein localization to membrane. The record is from RefSeq and is a predicted model, not a curated record. Gene Ontology annotation, cellular component: membrane.
AGAUUUCAGCACCACUUAAAUUAGUUUUCAAUGUUAAUGAUCUUUACCUAAAUUACGAAGUCCCAUCCCUGUUACUACUGCUUGUACGUCCCAGAGUUCGAGUACGUCUGGGCCAAAUCCUUAUACUAUAGUAUCUAUGCCUUAGAACUGGAACUAGAAUCAACCACCCUCAAUAAUCACCAUGGCUGGCUUGACUCUGCUCUUAGUAGCUGUCCUCCUUACGGCCCUCCCCCACCAAAACAUGGCAGACGAGCACUCACAUCAGUACUCCGACAGUGAGCAGGUGGUGGUGUGGAUUAACACAGUGGGCCCUUAUCACAACAGACAAGAGACCUACCCGUACUUCUCCCUGCCCUUUUGUCGAGGGGCCAAGCAUGAUAUCGGACAUUACCACGAGACCAUGGGGGAGGCACUGCAGGGAGUAGAGCUGGAGUUCAGUGGCCUGGACGUCAGCUUUAAAAACUCUGUGGACAAGAAGGAGUACUGUAGUGUGGUGUUGGACGAGAGCAAGAUGAGGGCCCUCGUCUAUGCCAUCAAGAACCACUACUGGUAUCAGAUGUACAUUGAUGACCUAGCAAUGUGGGGUAUUGUGGGUGAGGUGGAGGACGGCCCUGACAGUAAAGAGUAUAUCAUCAUGACACACAAGAAAUUUGAUAUCGGCUACAAUGGCAACCAGAUUGUGGAGGUGGAUAUGACCACUGAAGGCAAGACAAAACUGGAGAUUGGUAUGACUCUAUCCUUCACCUACCAGGUGAACUGGAAAUCGUCUGAAACUAAAUUUACUAAUCGAUUUAACAAAUACCUUGACCCAAAGUUCUUCCAACACAGAAUCCACUGGUUCUCUAUCUUCAACUCGUUCAUGAUGGUCAUCUUCCUCGUGGGACUGGUCAGUAUGAUCCUUAUGAGGACUCUCAGGAAGGACUAUGCCAGAUACUCCCGUGAUGCUGACCUCGACGACCUGGAGCGAGAUAUCGGUGAUGAGUAUGGAUGGAAGCAGAUCCAUGGCGACGUGUUCCGACCUCCCUCAUUCCCCAUCCUAUUCUCAUCACUCAUCGGGACAGGGAGCCAGCUGGCAGUGGUCAUGCUUGGCUGCAUCACUGCCUCUCUCCUCGGUCACCUCUACACUGAACGUGGGACCUUGCUCAGCACAGCUAUCUUUCUCUAUGCUGCCACCUCACCAGUCAACGGAUAUGUCGGGGGAGCCAUCUUCUCAAGACUGGGGGGCAAGGAGUGGAUUAAGGCAAUGCUGUUUGGGACUGCUCUUUUCCCCACCUUUGUUUGUGGGACCAUCAUCAACAUUGUUGCCAUCUCAUACCAUGCCUCCAGGGCACUCUCUAUCUUCACCAUGUUAACUGUGGUGUGCAUAAGCUUGUUUGUAAUCCUCCCUCUGAACCUGGUGGGCACCAUCUUGGGUCGCAACAUCUCCGGGGAAUCCGACCACCCCUGCCGAAUCAACACAGUCCCUAGACCCAUACCAGAGAAGAAAUGGUUCAUGGAGCCAUGGGCUAUUGCCCUGUUGGGAGGGAUACUACCAUUUGGCUCCAUAUUUAUUGAAGUGUAUUUCAUUUUCACGUCAUUCUGGCAGUACAAAAUCUACUAUGUGUUUGGGUUCAUGCUACUGGUGUUUCUAAUCAUGAUGGUCGUGACUGUGUGUGUCACCAUCGUCUGCACUUACUUUCUACUCAACUCCGAAGAUUAUCGAUGGCAGUGGACAAGCUUCUGUUCUGGUGGCUCCAUUUCACUGUACAUCUACUUAUAUGCCUUCUACUAUUUCUUUUUCAAGACUAGGAUGUAUGGUCUUUUUCAAACUCUGUUCUACUUUGGGUACAUGGCAUUGGGCAGUGCGGCUCUAGGUAUUCUCUGUGGUACCGUUGGCUAUAUUGGAACAAGCUACUUUGUGAAGAAAAUUUACUCAACAGUGAAGAUUGACUGAAGUAUAAACUGUGUAGCUUCUGAAUGAUUGAUACAACGUGUAGGGUUUAUUAUGGUUACAUCAUCAUUUUCACUGUAUUAUAUUAUAACCUCUAUUGUAUAUAGAAUUUGCAAAACACAUGUUUGCUGUCAA